CCUGGAUCUGCAAAUAGAGUCCUACAAAGUCGGUGUCCUUCGUGCUUCUCCCUGAAGGAAUGGGGCCGUCCACUUGCUAUUGGUGGGGAUGUACAGUUUGGUGCUGAUGGUUGCAACGGACCGUCUUUGUUCAGUCAGGAGUACUUCUUGACACCUGAAGAGGUUCACAAGGUCAAAGAAACUGUGCUUUUGGCAAGGAAAUCUCCGAAGCCCCUAAAAGAGUUUCCAAUUUCUGCUGAUAUUGUGGAGGCCUGUGGAGAGUCAUGGACUGCUGCAAAUGAGAACAAACAAAAGGGGGACCCAAAGCGCUAUGACUCCACUGGCAUCUUUGCACUGACAUGUCGUCAUUCACAAGUCCUGUUCAUGUGUGACAUAGACACACCAGGAGAGCAGCAGCACUACAUAAUUGCGCUCUUGGAGAAGGUGGCUUCACUGCUGCCAUCCAAUGCGACCAUUACACAAUGCUAUGAUAUUGGUUGUGUUCUUGACCGGAGUAACAAUCUGUUCCCUAUCCUUUCUGCCCAUCUGCGAUCUCGUGUAUCAUUCUCUCUGAAUGUGAUGCAUGCAUUUGGUCAUCAAUGGGUCUGCCAAUUGAUUUUCAACCCACGCAUGAAGUCGGGUAUGGGUCUUACUGAUUCAGAAGGUGUAGAAAGACUUUGGUCCAGGAUACGAAGGUUAAUUCCUCUGACUCGAAAUCAAUGGGUAUCUUCUUUAAAUCCUUUUUGA
Messenger RNA from Mycena citricolor, 726 nucleotides. The record is from the annotation of a GenBank genome assembly. Lineage: Eukaryota; Fungi; Basidiomycota; Agaricomycetes; Agaricales; Mycenaceae.